ACUACUAUACUAACUUUGCUGCAUCAAGCUCUACCGAGACCUUGUUGGUGCAGUAGCGCGAUACGGAGUGCGUUCCUGGGGGACAAGGCUAGGGAUCCAUUUGACUUUACUAUUACUACCUUACCAUUCGAGCAUUUUCUUAUUUCUUGACCGCCUUCUCGACGACACGCAUUAAGACGCGGUGUGCCGUACGGCUGUUUUUCCUUCCCUUAAACAUUACUAUCCUAUUCGGUGUUAUUAUCCUCGGUCGGAGCUGAACCGCAGAAGCAAGAAGGAAGAGAGAAAAAAUUUCCUCCUGCACGUCAAAUUAUUAUUUCAUGCUCUUAUCACCACGUUUUUUUUCACCUUCGUCUUCACCGCUCUACGCCGACGGGUAGACUAGUACGCGAUAUUCCAAGAGAACGGGAGACCCACGGUCCCAGUUGCCGUCAUGACUCCAUCCAGCCCUGUGAAAGUGGUGCUUUUAGACAUUGAGGGCACAGUUUGUCCAAUCUCCUUUGUCAAAGAUGUACUGUUCCCCUACGCACUAAGUGUUCUCCCGGAGACAUUGAAAACCCAAUGGGAUAGUCCAGACUUUGCAAAGUAUAGAGACGCGUUUCCAUCGGAAUAUUCCUCGUCUAAGGAUGCGCUAGAAGCACAUGUCAGGGACCUUAUGGAAAAAGAUGUAAAAAUCUCCUAUCUCAAAAGCCUCCAGGGCUACCUAUGGGCGGAGGGCUACGCCUCAGGUGACUUGAAAGCCCCUCUAUUCCCGGAUGUUGCCGCGAAGCUAUCGGAAUGGCAACGCAAGGGCCUCAAGAUAAUGAUCUAUUCGUCUGGGUCUGUGGCGGCACAGAAGCUGUUCUUCGGGCAUACAGAUGCCUCCCCGUCCGAUCUGACACCGCAGAUCUCAGACUGGUUUGACACCGUCAACGCCGGGCUCAAGACGGAGACGGAUAGCUACAAGAAAAUCGCCAAUGAGCAUCCCGAGUUUCCGCCUGGAGAGUGGCUAUUCCUAAGUGAUAACGUUAAGGAAGUGGAGGCUGCUAUUCGAGCUGACAUGCAGAGCGUGGUCGUUCAGCGUCCUGGAAAUGCACCUUUAUCGUCUGAGGUACCACAGCGGUUACGAGUCAUAGAUACCUUUGAUUCCCUCGACGAUGAUCUAAACGUGCGCAUGAAGUAACUGGCCGCACGAGA
This is a messenger RNA of Daldinia vernicosa, 1173 nucleotides long. RefSeq names its product enolase-phosphatase E1. The record is from RefSeq and is a predicted model, not a curated record. The transcript has 4 exons. The coding region runs from base 431 to 1159 and encodes 242 amino acids. Gene Ontology annotation, molecular function: acireductone synthase activity; magnesium ion binding. NCBI's taxonomy places the organism in Eukaryota, Fungi, Ascomycota, Sordariomycetes, Xylariales, Hypoxylaceae.